This is a messenger RNA of Salvia hispanica, 1947 nucleotides long. Its product is annotated as SET domain-containing protein. NCBI's taxonomy places the organism in Eukaryota, Viridiplantae, Streptophyta, Magnoliopsida, Lamiales, Lamiaceae. Gene Ontology annotation, biological process: peptidyl-lysine monomethylation. Gene Ontology annotation, molecular function: protein-lysine N-methyltransferase activity. The record is from RefSeq and is a predicted model, not a curated record.
CGCAAACCCCAUUAUUCGAAAGCUGCUUCUAUUUCUAAAACCUUCCAACUUGGGAGCUUUACAGUCCCAACAAUGGCGAUGGCUACUGAAGAUACCAAGCUUGAGCUUUUCCUUCAGUGGCUCAAUGUCAAUGGAGCGGACUUACGUGGUUGUGAAAUCAAAUACUGCAAUUCCAGUAAAGGGUUCGGAAUUUUUUCAUCCAAUGAUGCUCCUGAUGGAAUUUUUCUGGUGAUUCCACUUGAUCUAGCUAUAACUCCGAUGAAGGUCCUGGAAGAUCCGUUAAUCGGACCUGCGUGUAGGUCAAUGUUUGAGGAAGGCGAAGUAGAUGACCGAUUCUUGGUGAUGGUCUUUCUGACAGUGGAGCGACUAAGAAAGAACUCAACGUGGAAACCAUAUCUUGAUAUGCUCCCUACUGAGUUUGGAAGUACACUUUGGUUUAGCGAUGAUGAUCUUUUAGAGCUAAAGGGCACAACAUUGUAUCGGGCUACUGAACUUCUGAAGAAAAGUUUAAAGACUUUGUUCGACGAGAAAGUGAAAAAGUUGGUGGACAAACUUUUGGCUCUUGAUGGAAAUCCAGAAAGUCAAGUGAGAUUUGAAGACUUCCUUUGGGCAAAUUCAAUAUUCUGGACCCGGGCUCUUAAUAUUCCUUUCCCAAGCUCUUAUGUCUUCCAAACAGGUCAACCGGAGCAAGAGUGUGGAAGCAGCAAUGCUCCUGCUACUGAGAUGAACGGAUCAAGCCAAGUUUCUGGAUCUGAACCUGCCUCACAAGCAGAUUCUAUAUUCGUUGAGGGUCUAGUGCCUGGCAUUGAUUUUUGCAAUCAUGAUAUAAAGGCAGCGGCAACAUGGGAGGUUGAUGGAAGUGGAUCAUUGACAGGAACCCCUUUCUCUAUGUACCUUCUUUCUGCUGGGGUCAUCCCUAUCCAAGGUGAAAAAGAGAUAUCUAUCAGUUAUGGUGCCAAGGGAAAUGAGGAGCUUCUUUUCCUUUAUGGAUUUAUAGUAAAGGACAACUCAGAUGACUAUCUAAUGUUACAUUAUCCUGUGGAAGCAAUUUCCGAUAUGCCCUUUUCAGAGGGUAAACUGCUGCUUCUUGAAGAACAGAAAGGUGAAUUAAGGUGUCUUUUGACGAGAAAUUUGCUAGAUAAUGGCUUUUUUCCUGAGUGCACCUCACCUCGAGGCACUAAGAGCAUGGAAUAUGAUGACGACCAGGGGUUCGAUUAUAAGAGUGCACGCCGCACGAUACCCUCGUAUGCUAAUAAACUUGUUUUCCCUGAAAAGUUCUUAACUGCAUUGAGAACAGUUACCAUGAAGGAAAGCGAACUUCAGCAAGUCUUUUCAUUACUUGAGGAGGCUGUCGGAUCUGGAGGAGAGAGACGACCGUCUGAAACUGAAGUUCGAACGGCUAUAUGGGAGGCUUGUGGGAAUUGCGGUGCUUUGCAAUUGAUUGUCGAUCUUCUUAACAUGAAAUUUUUUGAAUGCUAUCCGUGCGAAAGGUUGAUGGAACUCGAAGAGGGCUCAGGCACUGAAGAGAGCGAUGCCGAGUUGCUUAAGAAAGCUGAGGGCGGCGCAAGCAGCAACGGCUCUGUUCCGAUGAGCAGGACGAGGUGGGCUAGUAUAGUAUACCGUCAAGGCCAGAAAGAGCUCACGCGUCGAUUCCUACGGGAGGCAGAGCAUGCCCUGCAGUUAGCAUUGAGCGAGGACACAACUAAGACAUCUAGCUAGGUUUCACAAACAUCAGCGAAGAUGACUGAAUUACUACAUUUGGAAGCAAGUGCAGAAAGGUUACUCACUUUCAGCUAUGGUUUUUUUCAAUUUGAAACAAGGCAUGUUCAUGAACAUGUCAAAUAAAUUCAGAUGUGGUACAUGGAUAAAUUAAUAUUUUUGAAAUAUUUUAUACAGGCAACUAAAAAGAUGCCUUUCAAUAAUAAUAUGCUCGGAUUGAAGUUGUCA